GUCCAUCCCCGCUUCGCCCAUAUCUACUACCACCACGCUUGGCUCCUCUUCGCCGACUACCGCAUCUGCAACUCACUCUAUUGCUGACCUCUCUAUCAAAGACGUUUCAGAUGAAGAUAAGGCUGCAGCCACCGCCCUCAAGACGCAAGCAAACGCUGCGUUCUCGAAGCAGGACUACACAAAGGCUGCGCACUUGUAUUCUGAGGCCAUUGAACAUAACCCCACAGACGCCACGCUGUUUUGUAACCGCGCAUAUGCGCGCAUGAAGAUUGAGGAACAUGGAUAUGCGAUUGGCGAUUGCACCAAAGCAAUCGAAUUGGAUCCAAGUUAUGUCAAGGCGUACUACAGACGUGCACUAUGUCAGGUCCAAGUUCUCAAACCGAAGCUCGCCGUCACAGACUUCAAAAAAGUAAUCGCACUCGAACCUAACAAUGCUCUUGCGCGAACGCAGCUCGACACGACACAGAAGCUCAUUCGCAGGACGGAGUUUGAGAAGGCGAUUGAGAUGGAAGAGGAGAUGAAUGCGGUGGAACGGUGCAAGGAGAUCAUCGCCGAAGAUAGUUGCUUAGUCGAUAAGACCUACGCAGGUCCGCAACUCCCGAGCUCGGACGGCGGAAAAACGUACAGUAUCUCCGAGUCGUUCAUUAAGGAUAUGAUUGCGUGGUUUAAGGAGGGGAAGUCUAUCCCACGGAGGUACGUAUGGGAGAUCGCCAUGGGCGCAUAUGCACAUUUCGUGCGCGAGGAAAGCAUGGUCGAGAUGAACCUUGAGGAUGGGAUGACGUGUGAUGUUAUCGGGGAUGUGCAUGAUUUGACGGGAACGCCGUCGGAGAAGCACUGCCUACUCAUGAAUGGAGACCUCGUCGAUCGAGGCUCGUGGUCUAUUGAGGUCAUCGUCACUGCCCUUGCCUUCAAAUGGCUCUACCCGAACCGGAUGUUCAUCAAUCGUGGAAAUCAUGAGACAAAGGAUAUGAACCGCCAGUAUGGGUUUGAGGGUGAAGCGAAACAUAAACAUGGGGAACAGACUUACAAGCUCUUCACGCAUGUCUUCACUGCUCUACCGCUCGCAACUCUGAUAAACGCAACACGCCCGCCCGUCCCGGAUCCGAAGUCCUCGCGAAAACCAAUACUGUCGGAAGCCGGCCUGAAACGUUAUUUCGUUGUACACGGCGGCCUGUUUAGCAAGGAUGGUGUGACGCUUGAUGAGAUUCGAAAGAUUCCGAGGGUAGGGAAGCAGCCUGGGCAGGAGGGGUUGAUGUGCGAGUUACUUUGGACGGACCCACAAGAACUUCCGGGACGUGGGCCGAGUAAGAGGGGCGUCGGCAUUGCCUUUGGACCGGACGUUACGAAACGGUGGUGUGAGCUGAAUAAAGUGACUGGGAUCUUCCGUAGCCAUGAAGUCCGACAAGAUGGCUAUGCAAUUGAACACGAGGGACUCUGCACGACUGUCUUCUCCGCUCCGAAUUAUGUCGAUCAGAGUGGGAAUCGUGGUGCAUUUGUCCGAGUGGACUCGUCGGGGAGGUGCGAGUACCGACAAUUCGACGCGAAGCCGCAUCCGCCGUUAAAGCCGAUGGCGUAUGCGCAGGGUUCACUUGCGAGUAUGUUCAUGUAGUGUAGUCUGUUUGCUUUGGUUUAUCAACAAUUGAUCUACAACGUUGCUGUGUAUUUCUUGAUUUCUCUCUCGCAUCUGGCCUGUCUCAUUUUGUCCUGUAUCUCAUCCUGUGUGCUCGAUAAAUAUUCAUUUUG
This is a messenger RNA of Fomitiporia mediterranea MF3/22, 1743 nucleotides long. RefSeq names its product protein phosphatase 5. Lineage: Eukaryota; Fungi; Basidiomycota; Agaricomycetes; Hymenochaetales; Hymenochaetaceae. The coding region runs from base 263 to 1609 and encodes 448 amino acids. Gene Ontology annotation, cellular component: nucleus; cytosol. The transcript is spliced from 14 exons. Gene Ontology annotation, molecular function: protein serine/threonine phosphatase activity; protein binding. The record is from RefSeq and is a predicted model, not a curated record.